AUGCCGGGGCCUCUCGGCUGGGGAGGCGGCGGAGGUUUUUCUUCGGGCCCAGACGAGAGAGCGAGAGGCAUGUCGGACCUGGGCAAAUCGUUUCAGUCAGAUGACCCGCCGACUCCUCCCGACACUCCGUCGAGAAACUUCAUUCGCGGAGGCGUCUUCGAUCCAAAUUCGGGGAACACCAGCGUCAUUCGGGAGCCUAGAAAGCCGGGAGCGGGGCUGUGGCUGCCUCCGGCCAGCACCGCGAAUGCAGACUCCGUCGCCGCAGCCGCCGCAGCCGCGGCCGCAGCAGCGGCGCCAGGCGCCUCACCCUCGACCGCGAAGAAACCGACGAAAGGAAACCAAAAGAAAGAGAUAGACUCGUUCUUGGAAGAGAUCAAGAAGAAGCAAGAGCUAAUUGACAAGAAGAAACAGCUGUACAAACAGCUGGCGGAAACAAAGACAGAAGAUGAACGGAUGGUGUUAAGGGCGCAGUUAACUGCGAUCGAGAACGCGACUCGCCUCCCAGGCGCCCCGCCUGUUGAUUUGGAGAAAGAAUCUUCGACGAAUCUGUAUCUGGGCAAUCUCUCCCCCGAAAUCACCGAGGAGUUUCUAUGCCAGCAGUUCGGCAAGUAUGGCAACAUUACGUCGGUCAAGAUCAUGUACCCGAGGACGGAAGAGGAGAAGAAGAGAAACCGGAAUUGCGGAUUUGUGUCCUUCGAAAGCAGACCUCAAGCAGAGGCUGCAAAACACAAUCUGGACGGCGUCGCGUUCUACGGCAUGGUCAUUCGAAUCGGCUGGGGCAAGUCCGUAGGCCGGCCUGUUGUAGCCCCUUCGCCGUCGCAACUUCUCGCAGCGGGGGGCGAGGCCAUGAAGGCGUCGACGCCGAUGCCAGGAGCUCCGAUGGGUGGGUUUUUCACCCCUGGGAGCGGCUCUGGAAAGUCCGGUUUCGUUUCUCCGUCUUCAAGGAGUCAGCAUUCGCCUCCGCGAUUCAGAGAUCGAAGAGACGAUGUGGGCAUCGUCGAAGUCGUUGUUCCGAAAGAUAAGCGCAAACGCGUCCUCAUCGAUCUUCUGGCGAAAUACGUUGCCGAGGAAGGACAUCCCUUUGAGCAACAAAUCAUGGAGAAAGCGCCCCGGGGCGCCGAAGAUGGAAAAUUCGACUUUCUGUACGACCAUGACUCCCCCGACAAUAUUUACUACAGGCAUCGCCCUAAACUGGAGAGGAAGGACGACGCAGUCUACAGCGCGGCGAAAGGAGGCGAGCGUUUGGGCUCAGGGGACCGCGACACUCUCGAGGAUUUCCUGCGAGACAUCACUCGACAGAGAGAAUCGAUAAAAAGCGCGAUGAUUUUCUGCAUGAGUCACGCGAACUGCUCAGCAGAGAUCGCGCUCUGUCUCUACGAGGCUCUCACUUUGUCGGAAACGGAUCUGAACACGAAAAUCGCGCGCCUCUACCUUCUCUCCGACAUCCUCUUCAACUCUUCCGCUCCGACGCCGUGCGCCUGGUCGUACCGCGCGAGUCUCGAAAAAUACCUCCCCAAAAUCUUCCUCCACUGGACACAGCGUUUUUGCGGCGAGUCGCCGAGUAAAGAAGCUGAGCAGGAAGAGACAACUCCCGAGGAAGCGAGGAGACAAAAGUAUCAAGUUCGACGCCUCCUGAAGCGUCUCCUUCGCAUCUGGACAGGCUGGGCGGUUUACUCCCCCUCGUUUCUCCAAGGCUUGGAGGCUUCACUCUUUUCCUCGGAUUUCCCUGCGCAGCUCAAGUCUCCAGAGGAGGCGGAACCGCCUGAAGACGCCGCGAGCCUCGUCGACGACGGCCUGGACGGCGAACCGAUGCUUGCGACCGAGGCGCGCCUCUUGGCGAAGUAUCCCCUCCAGCUUAGGGAACAAAUUCUCCAAUGGCAUCGCCUAGACAAGUCGGAACUGGAAAAAGUUUGCCUGCAGCGGGGCGUCGCCGCCCGCAGCGGCGGCAGCUCCACCGGCGGCGCGAUCGACCGCCUUGCAUGCAGCGAAUAUUAUUUGCAGCUAAAGACCGAGGCUGAAGACGCGCCGUUGCAGCUUUCCUCGAUGGGGAAGGCUGCUGCGCUCCGAGCAGCCUCGGGAGACGCAGGCGCGUUGGCGGCGUUUUGGGCGUCUUCCUUGGCCUCUUUGGGCGCGGGCGAGACUCCAGAGAGCGAGAACGAAGAGGGAGGAGAGCGGAAGACAGAGCCGUCGAGUGCGCCUGCUGCGGAAGACGAGGCGGAUAAGCCGACCGAGGAAGACGCGCUCGAUCGCGCCGGCUGCCUGGCCAAGGCGGAAGUGAAGAGCGAAUCGUCCGACGACAUCUUCGACUUGCCGGAAGAAGACGAGAAGAUCUUCGAGGACGGAGAGAAGGAGACAGAGGAAAAGGAGAAGGAAGAAAAACGCGCAGCGAUGGACCGCAUGAAGAUGCGCGAAGUAGAGCUGCAAGUCACUCAGCUGCAAAUCGAACUCGAAAAGAAAGGCCUCGAAAAAGACGUAAUUGAAGUGAAAUGUGACCAAUUGCGUCAGGAACUCAUCAGCGAAAUCCAGAAACAAGCAGAGAAAGACGCUGCGCAGGCGGCCCGAACCAGUCCCUCUGAGGAAGGCGAGGCGAAAGAAAAAACUUCAAACCACAAAAACUCCAGCAGAAAGAGGCAAGUUUCGUUUUUUCUUUUUCCUCAUACUUUCCCCAGUCGUGACUGCCCUUGA
This is a messenger RNA of Neospora caninum, 2685 nucleotides long. RefSeq lists its product as hypothetical. Bases 1 to 2685 code for a protein of 894 amino acids. Gene Ontology annotation, biological process: RNA processing. The record is from RefSeq and is a predicted model, not a curated record. Gene Ontology annotation, cellular component: nucleus. The transcript has 24 exons. NCBI's taxonomy places the organism in Eukaryota, Apicomplexa, Conoidasida, Eucoccidiorida, Sarcocystidae. Gene Ontology annotation, molecular function: RNA binding.